GCUGUCUCGUCAUGGAGCCAGACCAAUAUUAAGGCUCACUUACUCUGCCAUCACGGUCCUGGGUCAUCUGUUGACUCGUCUGCGACGGCCAUUAGGUGGAGCAACAUCCACUAAUCUUGCUCAUGUUUCUCCAUCUUUCCUAUGUAUGUACUGAUCUCACUUAAAAUAGCUCUUAUCUCCUUUCGACGAGUUUUCUCGUCCCUGGACCGUUACUCUGAUUUGAGCUACGCUAGAGAUAGGUUGGAUUCUCUUCUCCAAUUACUGAAGGAAAAUCCGGAAAAGAUAAAACAAAGCUCAAAAUUUAAAGAUGAAGCGCUAGGAAGAAAGGAUUGCGGUGCACCGGAUCUCAAACGAAAGAAGAGGCGGUUACCGUUAGACGAAGACGACAACUUCAGAGAGUCAUUUGUUAUUAAAGUUUUCGAGAGAAGCGUUGAUUUCGGGCAAUUCGGUGAAAAUGCACCUCUAUACCCAAUGGCACGGGCUUGGAUCCGCAAUUUAAACCAAGGUGACGCCUCCUCGUGGAAUGACAUUCCAGCGCCGGAUGAUGACCAAGAAAAUCCUGACCAAUUGGCCGAUUGUCAUUAUGCUCUGCCCAAACCGAAUGACGGUCUGACCGAUAACGAUAUAAGAAUACCGACUCCGCUACCCUCGGACGGACAACCGUUUCUGAUUAAUGUUGAUGAUCCUCCCAAGGAAAUGUCACCUGAAGGAUUGCUGGAGCAGCACAUUGCAAGGUGGAGAGAAAUUAGGCAAAAAUGGAAAGCUGCUUGCCGGGACAACGAGGAGCGUUACAUGGCGUCGUAUGUUAUUUUGAAGGAAACUUACGACAAGUUUUGCAAAGAUAUUGCAUAAUAUUACAUUUGUUUGUCGCGUUUCUAUCUCUUUAUGUGUUUUUACUAAGACACCGCAGUAGC
Dicrocoelium dendriticum is the source of this 914-nucleotide messenger RNA. The record is from the annotation of a GenBank genome assembly. NCBI's taxonomy places the organism in Eukaryota, Metazoa, Platyhelminthes, Trematoda, Plagiorchiida, Dicrocoeliidae.